AUGUUAAAAACAAUAAAAAUUAAUAACCUGCAACCAGAAAAGACUUCGUGUCAAAAUGAUUCACCAUUGCCUUAUGAUAAAAUCUGGUUGGAUAAGAUGAACAAUGGUCAUGAUUCAAAAUCUGCAAAUCACUAUAAAAUUCAAUAUACACUAACCAAUGGUCCAGCGAGUAGCUAUUCGCAAAAUGCCGUAUUAAAAGCAUUUUUACUUGCAUAUAAUCGACAUGAAGAUAUAAUAUUAUCGCCUGAUGAUCUUUGGUUGUUGAUUACAAUAAAUUUUUCUAAAUAUGUUAAUUCAAAAUCUGAACAACUUCGACAUAUAUUUGUUGACCAUCAAGGCAAGAAAAAACUUGUCGUUAUAGAACCUGUGGGAAAGCGUGAAGAAGAUUGGACAGAUUUUUUUGGCAAUAUGCAAACAGAAAUAUCAAAAAAUGUAAAAAGUUCUGAAGUGAUUGAUAAUUUAAUAAACAACUUUUCAACAACAACUGAAAUUGAACUCACUUUAUCCUAUGCAUGCAUUAUGGAUACAUUUAAAUCGUAUUUUCAAUAUGGUCGAUGUAUUCCUGGUUGUGGUAUACGAAAUGUUCAUUUUAUGGGUACUCUCUUUGAUUGGAAGUUACUAAAACAAAAAACAGAACAGUUAAUGAGUUAUACAAUUAAAAAUGAUGAAUUUUAUCGAUAUAUUGAAGAUUUAUUACCAAUAUUAAAUGAAUUUAUUAAAACCUAUCAGGAAAAAGUUGAUAUUGAUUUUUGGAACCGUAUAAUAGAUUUAAAGCAUGGACGAUUAGGUUCAGGUAGUACAGACUAUAUUACUGGUUGGAUAUUAAAACUUUUUUUUGGCAUUAAUGAAAAAAAUUCAAAUAAAAUUGAAUUUUCAGAUAUUCACUUAGAUUCAAUACGUGUACCAGUUGAAGUUGAAAAUCAUGCCACUGGUUUAAAAAAGAUUUGUUAUGUAUUGGGAGGAUUUUAUGGUGUUGAUUCAACGCAAGAUCAUAUUCAUAAACCAGUAAUGAGUUUGGUUGUUAUUGAAGAUUUAACAACAGUUACAAAUCUUUAUGAUAAAGCAAAACAUGAAUAA
Rotaria sordida is the source of this 1077-nucleotide messenger RNA. The record is from the annotation of a GenBank genome assembly. Lineage: Eukaryota; Metazoa; Rotifera; Eurotatoria; Philodinida; Philodinidae.